AAAAGUGAAAAAACUUCGACCAUCGAGAUCAAUAACCUUAUACAUAACCUUAAAACUACUAAAUAAAGUAUAUAAGAUGUCUGGAGAAAGUUCAUUCAUGCAUUUGGUCAGACCAAAUGUUGCUGCUCCAGCAAGUUCCACUUCUACAGGAGCUUCCAAUAUUAAGAUACAUGCACCAGCACUCUUUCAAAUCCUUGAAAUUGUUUCUAAACAAGUACUUUCAGCUGAAAAGAGAAUCAUCGGAACUUUAGUUGGUCUUAGAUCAGAAGAUGGUUUAGAACUUGAAAUCAGAGAUGCUUAUGUUGUUCCAUGUAAUGAGACUGGAGAUUCAAUUACUAUUGAAGAUAGUGUUCAUAAGACUUUAUUCCAAUUACAUAAAAAAGCUCAUCCAAAGGAAGCCGUUUUAGGAUGGUUUGGAAGUUCUAAUCAAAUAGAUAGUACUACUAGUUUGAUUCAUGAUUUUUAUUCUAAAGGUGCUUAUCCAUUCCCAGCUAUUUAUUUAAAUGUAGAAUAUUUAACUGCUGAUAAUCAAAUAACAGUACCAAAAUUAUCAACUUAUGUUGGAGCUACCGUUGGUAAACCUGGUUCAACUCAACAAAUUGGCUGGAAAACUACUACUACCAACAAUUCCUAUAUUUUCACUCCAAUUCCAAAUCAAGUCAUAAAUGGUUCUAUUACUGAAAAGAUUGCCUUUAAACAAUUAAGGGAAAAAUCAGUUAAUACUACUUCAACUGCAUUAACUUCUGAUUUAUCUUAUUUAUCUAAUCAAUUAGAAGCUGUCACUACCAAUAUUGAUAAUUUAUUACGUUUCAUAGAAUCUAAAGGUGUGGAAGCUAAUAGUGAUAAAGAUCUUGAUUUAUUAAGAUUAUUAAGUAAUACUUUAUUAAACAAGCCUCAACUUUUAUCUAAUACGGAAGAAUUAAAGAAUUUGUUCAGUGCUCACAAUCAAGAUGUGAUUAUGAUCGAAUACUUGACUAAAGCCGUUAAGGAUCAAAUCGAAUUAAGUGCUAGAUUAACUGCUAGUGCUGAAGCCGAUAAGAAGUUCUAAGUCGUUAAUUAACUAGUUAAAUGCUUAAUAGUUAAAUAAUAAAUUUAUGUAUAUUAGUCUUUCAACACUACGAUAAUCCAUUCCUCUUCUUACUAUACGUAGAGAGGGGUGUCGUAAACAAUUUAAUACACUUUUAAAUAAAAUCAAGUAGUUACUUGUAGGCCUACUAAAUAUUUAAGUGAUGCUAUUCUCACGUGACCGUUUAUUGCAAUACUUGGCCAGCGAACGACCUGUUCCAAGCCUAUAUGGCUGCAACUCUUAAUCAGUUAGCUCAUCUUACUAUGAGGUGAAACUUCCCCCAAAUCAUGCUGGCUAUAAAUAUACGGGCUGAACUAUAUUAUAUAAUUACUCUUUUAUAAAUUACGGAAAGAAGUUUGUUAUUCUUAUACAAUACUUCUGAUUUUGCGGACUUGCAUAAUUUAGCUGCGAACUUGCG
Molecule: messenger RNA, 1484 nt
Organism: Scheffersomyces amazonensis
Lineage: Eukaryota; Fungi; Ascomycota; Pichiomycetes; Serinales; Debaryomycetaceae
Exons: 1
Coding region: 77-1048 (323 amino acids)
Biological process (GO): translational initiation
Cellular component (GO): eukaryotic translation initiation factor 3 complex, eIF3m
Molecular function (GO): translation initiation factor binding; metallopeptidase activity; translation initiation factor activity
Source: RefSeq, a predicted model, not a curated record